AAAGUAAAAACAAACACACCACUUAGAAAAAGGGAAACAAACAAAAACCAAAAAACACAUCAGCUUACUCUUUGGCCCAAGGAACAGGAAAGUCUCCUCUUAAAUGUGGAAGCCUGCUCUGGGGAUCCCCGUUCCCCUCUGCACCCCGAGUUCUCGCGCCCUGAGGCCGGUCUCCCCGCUGUGACGAACUCUGUCUAACCAGAGGGCCACACGCUCAAACCUGUGACCCAAACCGCCCAGAGGGCGCGUUCGCCGCUCAGGGCCCCACCCCCGCCGGGGCAAGGGGCACGGGGCACAGGGGCGGGCGGGCGGCAACGGGGAGUCGCGGAGGAGGUCGCCGCCCUGUCCCUGCAGCGCGAGCGCCGCGGGCCGCUAGGAGCCAUCACUAUGGCCGCUCGGGCUUGGAGGCUGCUGGCCAGGAGCGCCUGUUCCUCGGCGGCGCCAUCGGAGAGCCGGAGACUUGAGUAUUAUCGGCACCGCGAGGCCUACGGGUACUUCCUGCCCAUCCAGACGAGGUGGCAGGACAACGACCAGUACGGCCACGUGAACAACGCUGUGUACCACGGCUACUUCGACACCAUCGUCAACCACUACCUCAUCAGCCUGGCGUCUGGAGGGGCAGUUGCAGGUGACGCUUUUCAAUGGGAAGCCACCUGUCCACCCUUUGUGCUGUCCUCGGAGAAAUCUGUUGUCCCAGGAAGUCUUCUCUUGGAUGGCGGUCUGGCUGCUACGCGGAGCGGGCUUCUCGUCCGAUCACAGUGCUUCCAGGGCUCGGCGCGGGGUGGACAGCUUGUCCUGAGCAGGCGAUGGUGGGGUGUCCUGCUGGCGGCCCCUUCCACUUGCAGUGCCAGGAAGGUCCGCACAGCCUGUUUGUGAGCGCGUUCCUGGGUGUGUGCGUGUUUGCACAACUGCAUGUUCACGAGCGUGGUUCUGACAGACUCCGCCAAGGAUUUGCUCAGCUAUUGCCUCCCGCUUUGAGAUGCUGCAUGGCCGUGUGUCACAGGUGGAGAGCAAUUGCCACCUUCCUGAGCUGCCUUCCGAGGGCGUAGGACAUUUAGUUGCCCCUGAGAGGCCUGUAAGUACCACCGGGAAGGAGGUCCAGACGCCCCGUGAGUCAUCUGCAGGGCGUGGGCGCCCUGGCUGGACCUUUCAGAAGCAGAUGCUAUAGGCUUGGAAUUCAAGUGCUAGCCGUCGGUGGCCAUGCGACUGGACGACUCACCCCUUAAGCCCUAGCUUCCUCCUCUGCGAAGCAAACGCCUAACACAUACCAAGUGCUCAACACCAGGCGGUGAUGGACGAGACCGGGCUCUCAGCUGUGCCGUGGACUAGCUGGCUGGCCUGUCCUGUUUCUCACCUGAGGCACUGCUGUGUAGAAUGAGGGGCUCGGGGGGCCCAUCUCGCUCUGACCUGUGACACCUGGGGUUUCUCCAGAGGUCUUGCUACCCCCCGUCCUUGCUUGUCCCUCUGUUAGACCAUCUCUGCUAGAAGACGCUGGCUCACCUCUCCUACCCCCUUACACGUGUCAGCUCCUUCCCGAGGACGUGUCCACAUGCCUCCUCAGCAUCACAGCAGCAGGGGUUCCAGCACCGGAGGGAAGGCGUGAAGGUGGAAGCUGAGCAGGGGUCCAGGACAUCCACUGAGGUGACACCACUUCCCUGCCUGCACUGCUUCGUGUUACGUGUCAACACGGCUGGGCCACAGUGCCAAAUAUUGGGUCGAAUGUCCUAGUAAUUUCUGUGAGUGUUUAGAUGAAAGUUACGUUUAGUCAGUGGGCUCUGUCAGGCAUAUCGUCCUUCAGGAUGUGGGUGAGCCUCAUCCAAUCCAGUGAGGGCCUGCAUGGGAGGAGAAGCUGACCACCCCUGAGCAACAGGGGCUUUUGCCGUACGUGGCCUCCGGAUGCGUCCGCAUCCAUCCUCCCGGGCUGUCUAGAUGUCCUUGGGACUGGAAUUGCAGUUCUUACCCAAGUCUCCACCUCACUGGCCUCUCCCACCAGAGCCUGGACUGUCUGA
Molecule: messenger RNA, 2009 nt
Organism: Tupaia belangeri chinensis (Chinese tree shrew)
Lineage: Eukaryota; Metazoa; Chordata; Mammalia; Scandentia; Tupaiidae
Exons: 3
Coding region: 388-876 (162 amino acids)
Cellular component (GO): mitochondrion
Molecular function (GO): fatty acyl-CoA hydrolase activity
Source: RefSeq, a predicted model, not a curated record